Messenger RNA from Paramecium primaurelia, 859 nucleotides. Lineage: Eukaryota; Ciliophora; Oligohymenophorea; Peniculida; Parameciidae. The record is from the annotation of a GenBank genome assembly.
UCAUCAUUAUUAGAGUGUAUGGUUUUUGAAUUAUUGAGUUGCAAUCUUUAUGAAUUCUUGGCAAUCAAUGAUUUCUAAGGAUUUGAACUUGAUUUAGUCAGAAGAUUUGCUAUUCAAAUAUUGUAAGCACUUUUGUACUUAUCUGAAUGCAAUAUUAUUCAUUGUGAUCUUAAACCUGAAAACAUACUAUUAAAGGAUAUCUCAAGAUCUGGUAUCAAAAUAAUUGACUUUGGAUCUAGUUGUUUUAUUAACUCUAAAUUAUACACUUAUAUUUAAGUAUAUCAUAUAAAAUAUACUAUUUAGAGUAGAUUUUAUAGAGCCCCUGAAAUAUUACUUGGUAUUCCUUAUACAACAUAAAUUGAUAUGUGGAGUUUUGGAUGUAUAGUGGCUGAACUAUUUCUUGGGAACUCAUUAUUUUAAUCGAAAUCUGAAAAAGAAUUGUUAUUUCUAUAAGUUUCAAUUCUUGGGAAACCAUCUAAUUAAUUUUUAGAUUAUUGUCCUAAGAAACAUAAAUUUUUCAAUGCUAAUUAUGAACUUCUGACCAAGAUUAAAGAAACUGAUUUAAUAUUUCCACUUAAACCUUUGAAAGAGCUUCUUUAAACAGGAUCUCCUAUCUUUUAUGAUGUAUUUCAUAAGUUUAUGAUAUAAGUUCAUUAACAAAUGUUUGUAAUGGGAUCCAAAUAUGAGAAUGAAAGCAGCUGAAGCUUUAAUGCAUCCUUGGAUUAUUGAAGGUUUACCUAAUGAAAUUAAGUAAAUUAUAUAUGAGUAUUACUAUAGAAAAUAACAUAUCUAGUAGAUGAAGCUUUACAUAUAAUAAAAAAAUUUAGAUUAAUAAGGAUAAGGCAUUCAAAUAAAAUGA